Neurospora crassa OR74A is the source of this 1785-nucleotide messenger RNA. Its product is annotated as rhomboid protein 2. NCBI's taxonomy places the organism in Eukaryota, Fungi, Ascomycota, Sordariomycetes, Sordariales, Sordariaceae. Gene Ontology annotation, molecular function: serine-type endopeptidase activity. Gene Ontology annotation, cellular component: membrane. The record is from RefSeq and is a predicted model, not a curated record. The coding region runs from base 544 to 1374 and encodes 276 amino acids. The transcript is spliced from 4 exons.
GCCAGGGCUGACCAACGCUCCCCACGGCCGCGACGGAACCCCGAGAGCCCGCCUGUCAGCUUUAGUCAACGCGACUACACAAGCUUGGGGUCGGACCUUACUCCUGACCGACAUUCGACGAGGGGCCGAUUUUUUUUUUUGAUUUUUUUUUUUUUUCUCUGAAAACGUUGGAUCAUCAUCUACCCAGGUUACGUACCUUGCAGCCAUAAGACCGAUCAGGAAGCACUAAACGUCGGUGCUUGCGACAAGGCGGUCAUACAUACCUGCUACGCCCACGACCCCCCCUCCGCCUUCCUCGUUCGACAGGACAACAACGCCAAUUGUCCAUUAUCCAUCAACGGCCCGAGUCCUCGAGACGCUGUAUGACAUUCAGAGACGAUCGGGUUCGCAUACAACGGGCGCUCGCAAGUUUAACAUUGGACGUGGAGACACCCUCUCCUCCAUCGACGGCGCAUCUUAUCUGGGUUCUUCCUGAACGCAGACCGACCGCGGACCAAUCUACCACCCGGAUCACGACCUCACACACACACACGAAUUCGCAUAAUGGCAGCCCAGACACUGCCCGCCUCCGGGGCUGCCGUGACGUUCAAUACCCAGCGCACGCGUGCAUAUCUCCUUAAGCUGCCACUUUUCACAAGAGCCACGGUGCUAAUCAUUGUCCUGACAUGGGUUCUGACGUUGGUCGGCAAGUCAUGGAACUGGGACGUCAAGACGUGGGGCGCGUUGAUACCGGACGAGAUUGGUAUUGCGACAUUAUAUCGCAUCAACACAUUCCCCUUCAUCCACCUAAACAUCUUCCACACAAUACUCAACAUUGUCGCCUUUACACCUCUUCUCGAGCGGUUCGAGCAUGAACAUGGUACUUUAACCUCUGUGGCGCUCUUCUUUGGCCCAUUCGCAACGAUACCGGGCCUCAUCUACGUCUUCGUUGAAAGGUUCAUCCUUCACGCCAACACGCCAGUCAUGGGAGCCAGCAUGUGGGUGUUCCUGCUGCUGGGCAUGGAAGCUAUUCGCACCUACAAGACCAACCCCUACUUCACCAUCAGCACCUACAACAUUCCUACGUGGAUCACUCCUUUGUUGUUGGUGGUGGUUACUGCUGCGUUGCUGCCGAGUUCGAGCUUCCUCGGGCACUUGGCCGGUCUGCUUGUCGGUUAUGGGUUCGGCCUAGGAUACCUCAAGUUCCUCGCCCCUCCUGAGUGGGCGUUGCGGUUCAUCGAAGGAAAGCUCAACCUCUUGGGUAGACUGCCUCACUACGUCAGCGUGGAUCAAAAGACUUUUGGCAGAUUCGGUGUCCUCCCUUCCUCUGCCUCAUCAGCCGAGGCUGGCAUUCCGUUUUCCGGGGUCUCUGGUGGCCAGCGAUUGGGACCUUGAAAGAAAUACGGGUUCCCGAAAUAUGGCGUACAUUACGUGCAUGAGUAGAAGAGCAUGGAAGUUUGAAUUGGUGCAUACGAGGCAUGCGUGUCAUGAAUAAUGGAUAUAGAAAGGAAUUUUACUGUUAAUGUAUGAUGCUGUACGACUAAAUACAGGGCCGGGGGAAAAUGGAGAUGGUAGUUGCAUGGCGUUCUCUGGAUAUGAAUCGAAUUUCCUCUUGGGAUUUGAAGCCUGCAAGUCGAGUCUUAUUAGAUUUGAUGAGUGCCAAUCAUUCAGCUUGAACACGUCCAUGGAUGAUGAGUACGGGGUCUCAAUGGUCUUCAAAGUUUCGUAGCGUCAUAAAGAAGCUCGAGUCAUUAUGGCAAAGGUCGCGAGUUAUCCAGAUGUAAGAAAUAAUAUGUUAUCACUUUG